GUUACUGGGUUGUUGUUGGCGGUAGAUUUUUGAUAAAUGCUACGGUGCUUUCACUGUAUUGUCUUGGUUGCUGUGUUUCUGUUACCCUUUAUCGAAUCCGCCGGGGAUAAAGUAAAAUGUAAUCAGAGUUUGGGUGAAAACGCUUGUCUUCAUUACUUCUCCUAUCCUAAAACUUUUAAGGAAGCUCAAUCUGAAUGCCUUAACUUAGGCCUUUCCCUCUUAACAGUGCUGACAAAAAAGCAACAAGAGUUGCUAAGGGAUUUUCAGACAGACUUUGAAGCUCCGAAAAAUCCUGUAUGGAUUGGUUUGUACAUCGAGGAAAAUAGACUGCUUUGGGCGUCUGGAUAUCCCUCAGUACCCCAGAUUUUUAUUUCCAACCAGCCCAAACUUUUUGAAGGAUGCGCUGCGUCUAAUGUAUCUUCCGGGAAUAUUUCGACUUGGGAGUUCAUUCCAUGUGAUACAAAGUUGGGUUUCGUGUGUGGUCAUGUCCCUAACAUAUCCUAUCGUUAUCCAUUUACUGAUCCAAAGUCUCUCACUUGUCCACCUGGGUACAAACUGUUUGAUAAAAAUUGCUACUUGCUCAACGAGGAUCCCACUCACAGGCUAACAUGGGAAGAGGCUAAUAAAUGGUGUGAAACUUUAGACCCUUCAGCUUCUCUUGCUACUAUUGCAUCACCUAUGGAACAAGACGCCUUGUCCGUAAUCAUUGCUCACUCCCCUCAUCCGGUGUGGAUUGGUAUGUUUCUUAGUCAAGAUGAGCGUAAAUGGGUUACAGGAGUUGCUGUCAAUUUUACAAAUUGGUAUCCCAGCAAAAUUCACGGUACUGAUAAGCGGUUAUGCACUAUGAUGUACCAACGUCCAUCACAUCUUGGACAAUGGGAGGAAGUAGAUUGUUCUUUUCAAUUGAAUUAUGUGUGUCAAGUUGCAGCUAAACCUAAAGGUCUAGCCAGCAGUACUCCUCACACAUCGAGCAUCUUAACUCAAGGCGCAUGCAAAAGUAGCUACUAUGAAUACAAUCAUCGUUGCUACCAGUUAUACUUGGGAGAAAGUGAAAAAGUUGACUCUUGUGGUGUCAAAUUAUCACCAUAUUCCAGUGACGAAUCUGCUUUCAUGCGUCUACUCUUACAAACUACACCCAAUUUGUCAAUUGACCGAGCGUGGACUGGAGUUUCACUUGUAUUUGAUAUAAAUUCAAAGUCGAAGUGGGAUUACAAAACAGAGAAUAAUGAUGUAUUUUAUGAGGCCAUGGUGCACAACUUCUACAACUUGUCGUACAUGAAAACGUUGUCUUCAUCUUCUCCUCAAGAAAUUCGUUUGUGUGUUUCUCUUAAUCGUGAUAAUGCAGUUAUGGAUGUGCUGAAUUGUUCACUCAAGUUGCCAUCAAUAUGUGGAUAUUCUUUGGCUGGUUUCAAACCUACUAAUAUUUUGGAAAACGAUGUCUCUUCCCUAUCCACGUGUCCUAAUCAAUGGAUUCAAUUUGGUAGUAAGUGUUUCUCACCGAUCCGUAGUCCUGCACUCACAUGGUCUUCAGCUGAAUUAGAUUGUCAAAAUUCUACUGAUGUUGGACCUGUUGGUAAGGCCCAUCUAGUAUCUAUUCACAGUCCACUUGAGCAAACGUUUAUUAGUAAUUUGUUCAGCGGGGUCGAUAUUUGGAUUGGUCUACGUCUUGGCCAGGAAUUGACACAUGACAGAUCGCAGCUGUGGAAUAAAUCUAGUCUCUACUGGGCUGAUGAAUCUUCGGUGAAUUAUCUGUCGUUUGCUCCUGGAGAGCCUAGCAGACAUCUGUCAAAUGGCCUUAUCGAAAGUUGUUUCAUAUCGCGUGGUCGUGAGCAUGACUGGAAUGAUGUCAAUUGUCUUUCUCGUCACUUAUAUUUCUGUCAACUAUCACUGAAAGCUCCGCAUUCAUCUAAAUCAACCGAUAGCCAUAUUCCAGCAAUAAGUGACAAAGAAUCAUGCACAACAAUAUCGAAUAUGCGUUAUUGUAUACGCUUUAUUUCAACAGUGGCGACAUUUUUCAAAGCAGAUUAUGAAUGUCGCAGUUAUAAUAUGAGUUUAGCGACUAUUCCAAGUGAAGAGCAUCAGAAAUUUGUCAUGAAUAACUUGAAACAGAUGAUCGGAGGGCGCAUGGAUAUAUCGCAGGUUUAUAUUGGUCUUUUCACUUCACAAGAUAACAUAUUGUGGAUAUCUGGGUAUGGUGCAGUACCUGUCGCUUACUGGCAAUCGAAAUUUCAUGAUGUCACCAAAAACUGCACCUAUAUAGAUACAAAAGUUGACGGUCUACAGACUUGGGGGACAACCGAUUGUGCACGACCUUUACCAUAUUUGUGUUCAUCCAUUUUAACGCCCAAGGACACUUUAUCUACCGGAGAAAUCUACAAAAAUAUAUCAUUCUUAAAUUGUCCCAAAGAAUUCACUUUGAUAUCUGGAAGUUGUUUCAUGGUUAAUACAAAUGCAAAUGGCUUAUUGGAUUGGGAAGCUGCAAAUAAAAAGUGCCAAAGCUUUCAUCCUGGUGCUCAUCUGGCCAGUGUAUUGUCAAACGAACAACAAGACGGUUUAACUGUCCUUAUGGGUGGUCGGUCAAUAUCUGCAUGGAUCGGCUUGCAUUCUCAUAGAAAUGUUCAUCAAUGGAUUGCUGGAAGUAAUGUUCUGUUUACAAAUUGGAAGCCUACAGAGCCAAAUACUGAUGGAACUAGCUGUACUAUAAUGCAUUCUGAAGCAGAUAGUAUUGGUAAAUGGAGUGAUGAACCGUGUCAAAAGAAGUUCGGUUAUAUUUGUGAAACCGCAGCAAUUCAUACUGAACAUAAAGAAAAUGUUUCACAACUUUUGGGAAUAUUGGAACAAGGUGCGUGUGAAUCGGGAUUCUAUUUCCACGACAAUUCUUGUUAUUCUUUGAUAUCUGCACCGGAUUUGCUGCGUAGCUCAGUUGACUUCCGGGAUGAAAUAAGUGGUCGUUGUUUACUGUCUACUCAUUUCACUGGUGCUCAAUGUUUUUCACGACCUGAACUCGCUGGUACUAUUUAUUGCCCUGUGAUUGCAACUCCACAUGGAGAACUUGAGGCUUCAUUUAUGCGUAUUUUAGCGCGAACAUUCAGCUCUUCUGACAAUGUUUGGAUUGGCUUAAAACUAAACCGUACACAUGCAUCGAGUCACCUUUUAUCAGAAGAUGGUUCUUUACAUGAUACUUCAAGUUUAAUGGAUUUUGCUGGACUAUUCCAAUAUCAAGGCAGGCAAAAUCAACAGUUUCUCUAUGAUUGUUUCACUAUGCCGACUCAUGGAGGGAAUUUAAUUCGAAUGAAAAAUUGUUCAUCUCAUUUACCUGCAAUUUGUACAUAUACUCUGAAAAGUAAAAUCUCACCUGUAAAUGUUAAACACACGGUUGACCUUCCACCGUGUCCAACGGGUUGGAUAUCAUUCAAAGAUAAUUGCUACUGGUUGCCAUCUCCAUUGAUAAGAUUGGGGUGGUCGGAGGCAGAACGUACAUGUCAAUUACAAGGCAGUUUACUUCGGAGGGAAUCACCGAUUCCUGCGCAUUUGGCUUCUAUCCAUUCAUCUGAAGAGGCACAAUUUCUCAAUAGCCUAUCAUUGUCAGCAUCAUUUUGGACUGGUUUAAAACUAUACAUGAGUUCUGACAAUCCACUUUUAUCAACAGUGAGUUUAGCAUGGAGCGAUAAGUCACCAUUUGAUUAUUCUGUAUUUCUAUCUCCUGCUUCAACAAUACAACAAAACGAAUCUACUCUGCCGAAUUUACUCAGUCAUCUAGAGAAUCUUGAAAACUGCAUUGCAGUCAGUGGUGAACAUAACUAUUGGGAUAUUGAGAAUUGUAUUGAAGAUAAAAGUUUUAUAUGUCAAUUGCCUAAAACUGCUCUUCUGCCUUCUACUGUCAAGAUGCCGACAGGAGACAAAGUGUCAGUCACUACUACCAGUCCUUCUACAACUGCUGGUUCCGUAACAUGCUCGAAUAAGUUAUUCCCAAUAGCCAGCAAGAUUGGACCAUAUUGUUAUACUUUGGUGCACGGUCAGGCUUUGGAUUGGAGUAGUGCUGAACUGUCCUGUCGUAAUAUGGAUCCUAAUGCACAUUUAAUUUCGAUUCACUCAGAUUUUCAGUUAGAUGAAGUGACUAAAAUUCUGCGACAGAAUUCACCACAAACACAACGUGGUACUUGGAUUGGUUUACAUGAAUCCAACUUCGCCUACAGAUGGUCAGAUCAGAGUGAUGUCGAUUACAUUCCAAUCUCAGCUGAUAUCAGUAAAGAAAAGAGACACUAUCUACAGGAUUGUUUCGCACUUUUCCCAGAUAGUAACUCUUCUAUGAAUUGGAAAGCUGUCUCCUGUAACACGCCAUCCUUAGGCUAUUUGUGCCGUUUAAGUACGCAUCCAUCCACUCCGAGUCAAACAACUACUCAUUUACAACCAUCACCUAUAAAAUGUCCAUCUGGUUUUCGAUUUUAUCGUGAUCGAUGCUUUCAAUUGGUAAGCGAUCGAUUUACGUGGAGCGAGGCUAACGACCAUUGUCAGCAUAUCUUAAAAUCAAAUCGUGAUUUUUCUGGAUCACUGGCUCGCAUUGACAAUGAUUUCGACCAAGAAUUUCUAGCCAGUCUAUUAGACAAUCUUGAUCCAGACGCAUCUGCAGUAUGGAUUGGUUUGUAUAGAAACUUGUCACACGACGCGCAUAGUUACAGUUGGUCAGAUGGUGUCAAACCACGGUUUAUAAAGCCUAUACUGCGCGAUCAUCAGUUUCCUGUUUACAGUCAUGCUACCAGAAUGGAAUUAACUAAAUCAAUCAACAUCAAGUCAAUGAAGCUAUGUACUUCUAUGCUUCGCUCAACGAAUCCACGAUUGAAUGGAAUUUGGUUGCAAUGGUCGUGUGAUGAACCUAUCUAUUUGAGUAGUAUAUGCCAAGCAUGGCCGAUUCAUACGAAUAUCUACUCAUAUCGCAAACCCUUGAUACCGUUCAGAACUGAAUCGUUCUACUGUCCUCCAAAUUUUCAUCUUGGUACCACGGGUCUGUCAUCGACACACGCUAUAAUGAGUAAAGCGUCUAUCGAACUGUCACAACCCAUGUGUUAUCGUGUAUUGAGUAAUACAGUCAAAGCUGACUGGGAGUCAUCGAAUAAAGCGUGCAAGAAUCUGAGUACACCAACAUACAAUGUCAGCUUGAUUUCAAUAGCGUCUGUGUUUGAAGCUAGUUUUAUACGUGCUUGGCUCAACCAGCCUCGUGAACUCAACGGAGGUGAUCUACCACCAAAUGAAGCUGUUUGGACAGCUUUGAAAGUACCAUCCAUCUGUCCAGGAUGCUAUGCAAAUUGGACAUGGGAGACAUUCGACAAUGAAACAGUUCGAUAUACAGACUGGAUUAAACCUCCAACCGGAAAUCCUGGCGGUUGUUAUCUAUUCCACCCGUCUCCUUAUGAUAAAACUAACUCUCAGCUGGGCAGUAUUCAAUCGUCAGUGUCAUGUGGAAAACAUUAUUUCGCCGUAUGCCAAACACUAGCUUCACUCGAUACGUCUAAAGCAUCUCAUGCUGAUGGUGCAUCAUUGAUUAGAUGGCGCCACCAUCAGAAUGCAAGGCCAGAUUGUUUUCAGCCGAAUAUAAUAAUGAAGAGUAAAUUUCAACACAACAUUUCUUAUGAAGCAAAGAUUCAGCACUCCGUUACCGGUAAACCAUGCCUUAGGUGGGACUUAAUCGAUCAUAAUUUAACUGAAGUUUCAUUAAACUCAAAUUUUCUGCGAAAUCAUCUACUCGCCGCAGAAAUGGUUCACGGUGGUGCUUACUUCUCCUACGCUGAGAAUUAUUGUUCUCAUGUAUUUGAUGAAAGUACAGAGUCGACAAAAUUUGGAUGUUACAUCAGCAUUUAUCCACCGAUUUUUGAGAAUUGCACUCCAAUCGAAUGCGUACAUCCGGUUCAUGUAUCGAAGGCACCUGUGCAUUGGUUCAAUGGAAUUGUUUUGUUCAUAUUUAUUACUACAUGCUGUGUAUUCAUUGCCUUCUUGUAUUGGCGACUCGGUUUCCGUAAGUGUAUGAAUAUGCGCCAGCGUUAUCAACCAUUUGGUCGUCAUCGGACAUCGCGUAAACGCAUGACAACGCUAUACUUUGGCAAUCCGAAUAAUAGCACCACCGGUAUAUUGAGUAGUGAUAAUCAUAAUAAUACGACAGCAAACAAUGAUGAUCUGCCUGACGACUUUUUAUCUUCAACACCUGACAAACUGUCCUCUGCACAAAAAUCUGAUAAGCCUAACUUCAUUUCACUGCAAACCACUGGACCAAGGAAGUUGAACGAUACUGACAAGUCGACAGCAAGCAGUGAUAAGUUUACAUUGUCUGCAUUAAGUUUAAGUCGUACUGCAGCUUCAAUAGGUUUUAUGAAUCCAAUUUAUGUACCAUUAAAUGAUGGAUAUGUGGAGGAUAAUUAUGAUCCCGAGCCAACUAAUUAAUUAAAUUGUGAUAACCGCUCAUAAUGUGUAAAACACUUUGUUCCUAUAUAAUAUCCAGUCUUUCGGUUUUUGGACAGGAAUAUUUGAGACUGAUACAUCUUCAUUAUUUUUAUGUUAUGACGUUAUAUCAUUCUUACAUUACAGUACGAAUUUUUUUUUCUAUUGCGCCCAUUGUACUAUUUUUGUGCCUUUUAUACAGAAAAUAAACAGCUAAAACACACAUCCAUUGUGAUUAGAAGGAUUCUCCUCUUUACGUUGCCAAUCAGAUCUGCACAUUUGUUUUCUACUGGUUUCUUCCCUCUAUGUUUCAUCAUAUCCAGCCUGUAAUGUACACUUCUCCUGUUUUAUUUUUACUCGUAUCUUUUCUUUAGUGUGAUAUACUUAUAUAAUGAGACUGAAAUUCAGCGUUGCAGGAGCUUUUCUAAUGCAUGAGUUGUCUGUGUGUUUAUCGUGUGGACUUUUUUGCACAUAAUUAUGCUUAUUUUCUAUUCUCUCCACUUAUUUGGCUGUGUUGCACAUUUUAAAUAUGUCAUUUUCUUUCUCCAGGGUUGAAAUUCAUAAUGUUUAAUGCAACUGUUGUUGGUUGAUUAUUCCAUAUCUUGUUAUGUUCAUAAUCUAGUAAAAUGUGAUGUGAUUCCCAG
Messenger RNA from Trichobilharzia szidati, 7073 nucleotides. The record is from the annotation of a GenBank genome assembly. Lineage: Eukaryota; Metazoa; Platyhelminthes; Trematoda; Strigeidida; Schistosomatidae.